Messenger RNA from Portunus trituberculatus (swimming crab), 681 nucleotides. It is a transcript of the gene spt4, whose product is annotated as transcription elongation factor SPT4-A-like. NCBI's taxonomy places the organism in Eukaryota, Metazoa, Arthropoda, Malacostraca, Decapoda, Portunidae. The transcript has 4 exons. Gene Ontology annotation, cellular component: nucleus; DSIF complex. Gene Ontology annotation, biological process: positive regulation of DNA-templated transcription, elongation; regulation of transcription elongation by RNA polymerase II; chromatin organization. The coding region runs from base 312 to 656 and encodes 114 amino acids. Gene Ontology annotation, molecular function: zinc ion binding; RNA polymerase II complex binding. The record is from RefSeq and is a predicted model, not a curated record.
CCACUGAAGAGAUUAAGACAGAAACAACAUUAAAUUUCUGGAAAAGUUGAUCUGUAGACAGGACACUAUGAGCCUCACUCCAGCCAUGUAAUAAAGCACCAAGUAAAUAUUAAAUCUAGCUGGAUGCACUGAUAAAAUGGCCUGAACACCACCUCAAACUUGGCGCCUAAAAUAAAAUACAAAUGCACCUCAAACUCGGCCAUUGUCAAGCGAGAGAUCAAGACAACAGCAGCUCAGGAGGGGUGGCGGCGGGUUUCCUUCACUUUUGAGCAUUUUUUCAGCGUGCUGUGUGUUGUAUCUUGGCUGUGACAAUGGAGAAUGUGCCAAAAGACCUGAGGAACCUGCGAGCAUGUCUGGUGUGCUCGCUGGUCAAGACAGUGGAAAUGUUUGAGACAGACGGCUGUGACAAUUGUGAUGAAUUUCUGAGGAUGAAAGGAAAUCGGGACAACGUAUUCGACUGUACCUCUUCUAACUUUGAUGGGUUUAUAGCGCUAAUGAGCCCAAAGGAUAGCUGGGUGGCCCGCUGGCAACGCAUAAAUAAGUGUGUCCAAGGAAUCUACGCCAUUAGCAUCACAGGACGUCUUCCUUACAACGUGGUGAAGGAGAUGAAGACUAGAGGUUUUAGAUAUAGAACACGCGAUAUGACCAAGCUGUAGUGAGAGAGAGAGAGAGAGAGAGAGA